This is a messenger RNA of Sinocyclocheilus grahami, 609 nucleotides long. RefSeq names its product vesicle transport protein SFT2B-like. The record is from RefSeq and is a predicted model, not a curated record. Gene Ontology annotation, biological process: vesicle-mediated transport. Gene Ontology annotation, cellular component: membrane. NCBI's taxonomy places the organism in Eukaryota, Metazoa, Chordata, Actinopteri, Cypriniformes, Cyprinidae. The transcript has 7 exons. The annotation marks the transcript as partial.
UGCGUGAGCACCAGGUGAUAAUCAUGUUCAAUGAAGGGAGCUAAAAGGUGAAGGUGACACGUAUGAUGACAAGCGAGUGCCAGCUGGACGAUGAUACAACACAUUCUCAGGGAUUUCGAGUGAACCGAUUCAAUUAAUAAAGAGAACUGAAUGUACAGUAAUGGACAAACUCAGAGCGGUUCUGGGUGGUCAUGAUGGAAACAACGACAACAGAAAUGUACUGCAGGCGGCGAAUGAAGCGUCCACGCUGGGAUGGGGAAACCGCAUGAAAGGAUUCCUCGUCUGUAUGGUCAUCGGAGUAGUGUGCACUAUCCUGGGAGUAUGUUGCCUGUUUAUUCCUAAAGUAGGGCUGAUUAUCUUCAUUGUGUUUUACACAUUUGGCAACAUAUGCUCCUUAGUAAGCACCAUGUUUCUGAUGGGGCCAGUGAAACAGCUGAAACGGAUGUGUGACAAGACCAGAGCCUUUGCUACAGUUAUUAUGAUAACAUGUCUGGUUCUCACACUCUGUGCAGCUUUUUGGUGGAAGAUCUUUGCACUCACUUUGCUGUUUGUCAUUCUGCAAGUCCUUGCAUUUGCGUGGUAUAGCUUGUCAUACAUUCCUUUUGCAAG